Messenger RNA from Hyalella azteca, 2852 nucleotides. RefSeq lists its product as uncharacterized. The transcript is spliced from 4 exons. Lineage: Eukaryota; Metazoa; Arthropoda; Malacostraca; Amphipoda; Hyalellidae. The coding region runs from base 301 to 1974 and encodes 557 amino acids. The record is from RefSeq and is a predicted model, not a curated record.
GCUCGCAUCCUGAUAGGUUGCGCCGCUGUGUCGAGAUCGAUGUUCCUAACAGUUAGCUUAGUCUGUUUGUAGUAAACAGCGGGAAUCCAAGUGGCGGACGGAAGGAUAUUAGUUCAUCACUUUCAAGAUACAUAGGAUGUAAACUAUUCUAUCUAGAGAUAGAGGAAAUGUAGUGAUCGAAACAUUGAUGUGGUAAAUACUGUGAUUAUUGAUUUGCUAGAUGCCGAGAUCUACGACUCGUAUAGGUAGGAUGGGCUGAGUCCGGCUGACUACGUGAAGACGGGGAAGUUCACUACCGCAAUGAAGUUGAAAGAAUGUUUGUACUUCGUCUUCAUUUUGCUCGUCAGGGAAUCAGACGCUGAUGCGUCCAAGAAUGUGAUCCCGACUGUGGUUAGGCGGUCGGCCAACACGGAGGGGUUGGUAUGCCUUCUCGUCUCCAAACGCGGUUCGUUCAACUUGGAUGAAUCUCAUCACAGAAACCGUCGUAGAGGCGUCAGCGAUCCUUCCAAUCGCCCUAAGAGUGUAACGCGAAAAUUAGCCGCGGCUGUCAGUGAAGAUGAUAAGCGUAAGACUCAAAUCUUACAGGGAACUAAUCGAAACCUAUCUGAUUUUACGGGAGACCAAAAUUAUGUUCAUCAUCGUGAACUUGGUGAACCUAUUAGAUACAUGCGUAAUGUGAGCCUGAAUCUUUCUGUUUAUCAAAACAAUGAAAAUGAAUAUAAUGGAUCAUUAGCAGGUCUCACAUACCCUUUCAAUGCUCCUAUAAUCCAGCAAGAUGAAAUAUUUGAUCGACCACCUGAACGAAAAUCAUAUGCACUUCAUCAGCACCAUGUCGCUUCAAGAGAAGAGUUCUCUUCAUCGACGCCGACUAACCAUGGCUCACGUCAAGUCCGUUCCAAAGGUGAUCAGCAAUAUCCUUUACUAAGACCCACAGCUCCGGAGCAAUCUCAUCGCGUUGUGCAGCUCACUCGUCCAAUGGUGAAAAUUUCCUUGAUGGUCGUCACUUCUUCCCACGACUUGCAGUACGACGGUGGAGAAGUGGUCGUGGAGAAGCAACUUCUUCGUCGCGGUAUGCACACCUUGCACUUCAAGCACGUCAUAGAGGAGAACGAGCACCGUCUGAAAGUGUUAAUUGACAAGCAAGAAUGUGAGUUCCGAAGCUCCAAGCCCCGUCGCUCCGACCAGUACCAGUUCCUUGAAGUCAGGAUCAAACUGCAGGGACCCGUAACGUUUGUGGGCAACAAGUCUUGCGAAGAAUCCUCCGUGGCUGGGAAUGAAGGCAACGACGCAUCCCCGCCCUCCAAGAAGCCCGUUUUCAUUCCCGGGGUAGGAGUGGACGCCCAGCCUCCUGGGGAGGAUUUACCUUCUUCUGACGAAGGGGAAACUCCUCCAUCCUCUCCAGAUGUGUACCCAUUGAAGGCGAUCGUCAAUGAAGUCGUCAAGAACAGAACUAUAAUGCACAAAAUCAUGCUCAACUCGACGGUCUAUGACUCGUCCAUCAGUAUAUCUUAUAUCAACAACAGUGCGCUCGUCAACACAGCAGUUGAUAACUCAAUAGUACUCAAUUCAGUCGUACAAAACUCUACACUCAUCAACAGCACAUUGCAAAAUGUUAAUCUCAUCAACUGUGAAGUCAUAAACUCUCGCACCAUCAAUUCAAAUAGUGUAAACACUAAGGUGAUCAACCUCUUGCCACGCAAUGUUAGUCGGGACUUUGGUUUUGAUCCCGAGCAAGAUCAAAUCACCUUUGAAGAAUUUGAUGGAUCAACUGGAGGAGGUAAUAAUUCAGUAAAAGAUAACGACGAUGUUGGUGGGGUUGAUAUUACGCUGAUGGUUUUUGGAGUGCUGGGUCUGAUUGUGUUGGUGAUAGCCACAAUUGGCGUAGCACUGCUCAUCUCAAGACGCAUCAUUAAAAAAAGGAAGGAAAUGCUUCUUGUUCGUAGUGCUGUGAUGGGAAGUGUUAAAAGCUGGUGACGAAUCACUAUCAUUUUAGGAACCGCGAGUUUUGUAAAUUUCGUAGACCGCAUUACUUUCCUUUGCUAUGUAAUGUUAUGGUCUUCAGAGUUUUGUUUUGGCCGUGUCAUACGUGAAGGCCGCCACACUGGCUCGCAUCUGCGUUGCAGAGUGGCCUCGAUUUCGUGUUAGCAUUAGCGUGUCUGUACUGACCUCUUCAUAGUGUUUUGGUCUCGAUCAUUAGUGUUUGACCUUCCAAUAAGCUACUGACGAGUCGUUGAAUUGUUUUACUGGUUAUCUUGUCGCUGGGUGAGCUUCCCAGCUCCUCACAGACCAAUUUCAGUAACACGUAAUGCUUCAGUGUACAUGGAACUUCCAUCACAGGUAUAUUUAUUGUACAGAAUAAUUUUACGUAUGAAAUUAUUGUGUAUAUAUACUCCGAACCUUAGGCGGGAUAAUACAGGUCCCAAUGUAAAUUGCAACAAAUCUACGCGUGCUGCAACCGCGGCUCUUCAGCCUAUCUAGCUUUCUUCGUUGCGCUGCUUCCACUCAUCAUUUUAGGACCCGUCAAGUGUGGUAUGGCGUGGAGACGUUGGUACGGUGUCGGUGAGACUUCAUGCUGUAAUUAAAUACUUUAACAUUUUGUACUUCAGAUCGAAGCAAAGCAAUUGCAACCCGUUGGUCGCGUCUUGGCCAAAUUUUGUAUCGUUCAAUGCAUUUCACACUAAGAUUAAACUUGAGAAUCCCCAUUCUGACUACUUGCAUCAAUUACAUCCAGUGGUGGUACGUAAGCAACCAUUAGCUAUAUUUCAACCGUUAUAUGUAAAACUAAUUGAUUUUGCUACAUGUGGUAUGUGAUGAAGUUACUUUCUUCAAUACAUUUCUUCCACUUGGUUUCA